GCCAUGACCAGCGUGGCCAGGCCAUAGGUGAGCGCAUCGACGCCAGAUCGCGGUUCCGCAUGUGUACUGCUGUCUGGCCACACAAUAUCGAAACGAGAAUAGAUAUGGGGAGUCGUCAGGCGGUGAAGAGCGCUAUGACAGAGCGCGAGCGAGGUGAGAUCGUUCGUAUGCGUGACUUCCUUGAUUAUAUCCUUAAGUAUGUCCACAGGGAGAUCCAACAGCCGCAGAGGCUUCUUCUUCUCCUUCUCAAUCGCUACAGCCUCCUUGCCUUUGCCUUUGAACAUGCGACUGGAUCGCAACCGGUGACUUGCCAGAUCCGAUUCAUGGCAAUCUUCAUGAAAACGUGUACCGAUGCUCUUCACGUCCUUCAUACCGAGUUCUGGGGAGGCACUGCCUGCGCCGAGCGGAGAUGUGGUCGCACUUGCUUUGGGUAUUUGCGAGGCGGAAUUGGGGAAAUGGCCAUGGCGCGAGUCGUCUUCAUACCCGGGUGUCGACACUUCGGAUGUGCUGGACGGACCUGCUACCGCCGCCGCGGCGGAAGCUGCUAUUGCCUCCAUGCGAUUGCGGCAGACAAGUCCGUAUGUGCGAAGCUGACUCGGCUGCCAGCCUCUGAAGAGGUCUCGGUCCUGCUAUUGCUGUUCGCUGUUCGCUGUUCGAUUUUCGCUGUCCGUCCUGGCCCUGGCCCUGGCCUGCCCUGCGCUGCAUGAAAGAAAAUCAAUGGUGGCUCCUUGAAAUGUGGGAGUUACUGCUAGGGGGGAGUGUAUCGGUCACUUCGAGCGGCGGGGAGUUGAAGGUG
This is a messenger RNA of Pseudocercospora fijiensis CIRAD86, 796 nucleotides long. RefSeq lists its product as uncharacterized. The transcript has a single exon. Lineage: Eukaryota; Fungi; Ascomycota; Dothideomycetes; Mycosphaerellales; Mycosphaerellaceae. Bases 352 to 594 code for a protein of 80 amino acids. The record is from RefSeq and is a predicted model, not a curated record.